Messenger RNA from Amphimedon queenslandica, 1326 nucleotides. Its product is annotated as squalene synthase-like. The record is from RefSeq and is a predicted model, not a curated record. Gene Ontology annotation, molecular function: squalene synthase [NAD(P)H] activity. The transcript has 8 exons. Bases 42 to 1274 code for a protein of 410 amino acids. Gene Ontology annotation, biological process: cholesterol biosynthetic process; farnesyl diphosphate metabolic process. Lineage: Eukaryota; Metazoa; Porifera; Demospongiae; Haplosclerida; Niphatidae. Gene Ontology annotation, cellular component: endoplasmic reticulum membrane.
AGCAGUCACUGCAUUGGGCUUAGCUACUACUAGCUCUAGUGAUGGAUCUGUUGAAAUCACUGGCUCACCCAACAGAGAUAUACGCUUUACUGCAGUACAAGCUUGUAGGACAGAAUGUAGUUCAUUCCCUGGACACUUCAUCUCUAUCACCCGACAUGCAGAGAUGUUAUGAGCUUCUAAAUCAAACCAGCAGGAGCUUUGCUGCAGUUAUACAAGCACUUGAUGGAGACUUGAGGCCAGCUGUUUGUAUCUUCUAUCUUGUACUUCGUGCCCUUGAUACUAUAGAAGAUGACAUGACUAUACCACCCGACACAAAGAUCGUCCUCUUGAAGGCAUUCCACACUUACCUCUAUGAUCCAAAGUGGAACUUUACACAAAGCCAAGAAAAAGACAAAGCUGUACUAGAAGAAUUCCCCAAAAUAUCUGGAGAGUUCCGUAAGCUAAGGUCACGCUAUCAAGAAGUGAUCAGCGAAAUAGCACAGAAAAUGGGAGCAGGAAUGACAGUCUUUCUCACUAACAAAGUGAACACAAUGGAGGAAUGGGAUGAAUAUUGUCAUUAUGUUGCUGGUCUUGUUGGCAUUGGUUUGACUCAGUUAUUUGCAGCUUCAGGUCUAGAGGAUCCAAGUAUAGAGGGAAAUACAAGACUGGCCAACAGCAUGGGACUCUUCCUACAGAAAACAAACAUCAUUCGAGAUUACCUUGAAGACAUUGUACAAGACAGAGAGUUCUGGCCUAAAGAAGCUUGGAGUCAAUUUGCUAAUGACUUGAGAGAUUUUCAAAAGCCAUCAAAAAGACGUGACGCCAUUAGAUGCUUAAACUUCCUAAUCACUUCAACCCUUAAGCUACUCCCUGAUGUCCUCCAAUACAUGAGCUACAUAAAGAAUCAGAGCAUAUUCAACUUUUGUGCUAUACCUCAGAUGAUGGCUAUUGCUACUCUGGCUCUGUGCUAUAAUAAUGGAAAGGUUUUCGAGGACAUGAUUAAGAUAAGAAAAGGUCAAGCAGUUCAGCUAAUAAUGCAGUCAAACUCAAGCAAUAGUCUACAGAAAAUAAUAGCCUACUACUCUAAAGAGAUCUUUAACAAGAUUGAUUCUACCGAUCCAUCAGGAGAAGAGACCAGAAGCAUCCUAACUCAUAUUCUAUUAGUGUGCAAUGAGGAUCCACUGGAUACCAAUAGAUCCACUGCAGUUGGAAUAGCUCUCUCUCAAUACAAAGCACCAAUCAUCAGCACAACUGCUCUGAUCGUACUCUCUUACAUUUACUGGUACACUCAGUAAAUGACAUUUAGCUCCUUCUAUACAUUAGGUCGGUCUGUGUAUAUUCGACCGA